Molecule: messenger RNA, 1131 nt
Organism: Pseudophryne corroboree (corroboree frog)
Lineage: Eukaryota; Metazoa; Chordata; Amphibia; Anura; Myobatrachidae
Exons: 2
Coding region: 16-1116 (366 amino acids)
Source: RefSeq, a predicted model, not a curated record
AGUGCUGUGUCUGGUAUGGGAACACUGACCAGUAAGCGACAGGCGUAUGGAUCCCAUAGAGAGAGAGACUGCUUGUGCUGUGGCAGUUACAGCCAUCAUCAGGGACAGUUGGGCGGCGGUCAUCUUAGGAGGAUACUGAGCAGUAACUUGGAGCAGAGGCAGAUGGUUGUGGUGUGUGACAGGAGUGCUGCACAGCUUACGGAGACACAGCUUCUACUCCCGGUGACCGGAGAUCAUCAUUAUAGCAGCCAAUCGAGCAAGAACACCAGUAAUAGACGCCGGGAGUCAUCUCCCAUAAUGCCUGACAUUACUUCUACAACAGAUGCAGAUAUUCAGAAUGCUGAAAAAGCGGAAGAGCCUGUGACAGCCUCCAGCCCCCCACUAAGAGAGGAGCACCAAGCACCGACUGCAGAGCAGGGCUAUUGGUUCUAUAGACAUGCUUACGAAGAGCAAAACUACAUGAUGCAGAUGCACAGGCAUCUAACGGAAGUCAUGGAGUGGGACUUUGCAGCAGUUGCUUCUGAGAUGCAGAGUCUGGGUAGAAGAGUGUUAAAGGUAGAUGACAACAUGAGAUCCUUGUCAGAUACCAUGGGCACCUAUGUACCAAGACAGCUGGCAUGCCAGAAAGUAAUGCUUAACACAGUUAGUGAGACAAACAUUUCACUGAAAACUGCAGUUGACUUAUUAGAGGGGAUCUCAGUACAACAAGACUCUCUGGACCCCUGUAAUGAAAAGGGAUGCCAAGAGGUGACUGGGGCAAGAAUUAAUUACCAGGGUCUGGACCCCUCUAAAGGCCUGGGAUUGCCGAGAAGGAGUAACCAUGCCCGCCAUGAUAGUGCAGCCAUGCCCUCCCAUCAAGGGAGCACCAGCACAGUGCACAACUCCUGCAAAUGGCAACAUAAGGGGCAUGGCAACACCCCUAAUUGGCCACACUCAAAAAAAUCUCAGCCCUCUGAAGUGCUUGGCUGCCCUGAUGCCACCAAUGAUUUUGAUGUGGAAAUCAAAUCAGACCGAUCUGAUAAAGAUCCAAAAAAAAGACAUUGCAGAAACAUCCUACAGAGUUCUGAGGCUAAUACUAGUAACUCACCUCAAUAUAAAAACCACAAAGAUAAAUAAAACAUGUGUAACAUG